Anastrepha ludens (Mexican fruit fly) is the source of this 542-nucleotide messenger RNA. RefSeq lists its product as uncharacterized. Bases 14 to 448 code for a protein of 144 amino acids. Lineage: Eukaryota; Metazoa; Arthropoda; Insecta; Diptera; Tephritidae. The record is from RefSeq and is a predicted model, not a curated record. The transcript has 2 exons.
GAAACGCAUUAUAAUGCGCAACGUACUUUUGCAGUGUUGGCAAUGCGUUCAGAAAUGCAAAUAUGGCAGUACUGCAAAUGCAUCGCGUUCCAAAACGCCAUUUUUGUAUCAAACGUCACGCAUUAUUUGCAGGAAAAAUUUUAAUACUGCCGCUGAUUACGCUAAUAUGAUGUCUGAUGAAAACGAUUAUCUAAGUACAUCGGAAGUAAAGUUGCUUCUUAGAGUCCGACUGAGCAUGGAAAGUGAAUUUGCUUCAGGGAGGAGGAAAAAGAGUGUUUUGUGGAAUAAGGUGGCGGAAGAAAUAAAAAAACUUAAUAAAGAUUUGAAAAUAGACGGGCAAAUCGCGCAGCGAAAAUUUUCUAAUUGUUUCAAAAAAAAAAUUUUUUUUUUCAAAAUUGGAAAAGUAAUGAAUUACAAUCACAAUAAAUUAAAAAGCAUUAACGACUAGGAAAAAAAGAUUUAUUUUUGGGAAUUUUUCGUUUAAAUGAACAUCUUACUAUAUGUGAUCUUCUUUUUAGCUUUACGUCUUUUUUUUCUUAAAU